AUGGCGCUCGUUUUGUCUGAUGGGGUAGAAAAAGAGGCAAGACGAAUUAUUGCAUGUGAAAAUGCAUUUGAUGUACUCGAAAUAACGCCAGUUAAUACAAAAUCUGAGGUUGUGUUAAGACACUAUGAAGAGAAAGUUGCACCCCUUCGACGUUUAGUGAGAAAUAAGUUGGCUAUGGAGGCUAAAGCUCGACUGGAUCAUGCAAAGAUGUUGUUGCUAGAUGAUACUCUUCGAGCGAAGGAGCUAACAAGAUUUAAUGAGCGACAACGGAUUAUUAUUAAGGAAAGAGAAGAGUUAAAAGCACUUGAGGCCAGGACUAAAAUGUUAGAGACUCGUGCAGCAGCGCUUUCUCAAUAA
Messenger RNA from Trypanosoma theileri, 357 nucleotides. RefSeq lists its product as uncharacterized. Lineage: Eukaryota; Euglenozoa; Kinetoplastea; Trypanosomatida; Trypanosomatidae. The record is from RefSeq and is a predicted model, not a curated record. The transcript has a single exon. Bases 1 to 357 code for a protein of 118 amino acids.